AACCCAUCCCAGCACGCCCCAACCCAACCAAGAAAGCAACAGUUUUCUCUGUUUCUCUACCCCGCAAAGUAGUAUCAGCCUCUCUCUCAGGAGUUUGUUUUGCAGAAGGGGAAUGUGUCCUCUAAGGUUCAUAUUGGUGUUCUUGUCAGCGGUAUUGGCAGGGUAUUUUGCAUGGAGUACAGUUCGUUCAUCUCAGGAAAAUGCUCUGGUUUCUGAAGAUUCAUGCCCACAAACUACAUCAUCAUCAUCUAAGGAUAAACAAGAACUCAACUUCAAAACGAUGGUUGCAGAUGGGUUCUGGGUAUUUGUUGACAUGGCCAGUGGGAGGUACCUGUGGAGGAAUCUGAAGGGGAAGUGUCAUGAGGAUGUGAAGAACUCUUAGAAUUUAGUGACCCAAAAAGACCCCAUCUAAUAUUUCUGUGUAUUCUUCCUAUUCUUUUGUGUGUGUUCAUGUACAAUGAAGUAGACAUGGGGGCUGUACAUUUCGAACUAUUCUGCAAAUGCAAAAUGUACAUUUCAAAUGCAACUAAUAUUUCUCUGUGAUGAA
This is a messenger RNA of Vitis vinifera (wine grape), 547 nucleotides long. RefSeq lists its product as uncharacterized. The record is from RefSeq and is a predicted model, not a curated record. The coding region runs from base 113 to 382 and encodes 89 amino acids. Lineage: Eukaryota; Viridiplantae; Streptophyta; Magnoliopsida; Vitales; Vitaceae. The transcript has 2 exons.